AUGUGCAGUCUUGGCAGGGAUCUCUUUUGCAGCGGCAGCUGGGACAGCACCAUCAAGCUAUGGAACUCCCGAACCAAAACUGCGUCCACACCUUCACCGGACACACCAGUGCUGUCACAUCCAUGUGCAGUCUUGGCGGGGAUCUCUUUUGCAGCGGCAGCUGGGACAGCACCAUCAAGCUAUGGAGCUCCCGAACCAAAGACUGCAUCCACACCUUCACCGGACACACCAGUGCUGUCACAUCCAUGUGCAGUCUUGGCGGGGAUCUCUUUUGCAGCGGCAGCUGGGACGAAUCUAUCAAGCUAUGGAGCUCCCGAACCAAAGACUGCAUCCACACCUUCACCGGACACACCAGUGCUGUCACAUCCAUGUGCAGUCUUGGCGGGGAUCUCUUUUGCAGCGGCAUCUUGGCGGGGAUCUCUUUUGCAGCGGCAGCGGAGACGAAUCUAUCAAGCUCUGGAAUUCCUGCACCUGUGGCUGCCUUCACACCUUACCGGACACACCUGUGCCGUCACAUCCAUUUGCACUCUUGGCGUGGAUCUCUUUUGCAGCGCCAGCUUCGACCACACAGUGAAGCGCUGGAAUUCCCGCACCUACGACUGCCCCCGCACCUUGACAGAUUGGGUCAGAUCCCUUUGCAGUUUUGGUGGCGACAAGAUCUGGUUUGCACACCUUCACCGCCCACAAGGAAACAUGCAGUUGUUUGAUGCGUGCGCGGCCACGCAAUCCUGUUUGCAGCGUGAGAGCAAACAAGGGCAGUAAUGUUUCUGGUGUAGCAGACUUUUGGCCAAGUCUAAGCACUUGCAACACGCGGUGUCGAAAAAACACGUCAAAAAGGAGCCUUCCAGUGCAGACAUUUGCGCGCCACA
Molecule: messenger RNA, 869 nt
Organism: Effrenium voratum
Lineage: Eukaryota; Dinophyceae; Suessiales; Symbiodiniaceae
Source: the annotation of a GenBank genome assembly